This is a messenger RNA of Psammomys obesus (fat sand rat), 3972 nucleotides long. It is a transcript of the gene Insyn2b, whose product is annotated as inhibitory synaptic factor family member 2B. The record is from RefSeq and is a predicted model, not a curated record. Bases 381 to 1985 code for a protein of 534 amino acids. NCBI's taxonomy places the organism in Eukaryota, Metazoa, Chordata, Mammalia, Rodentia, Muridae. The transcript has 3 exons. Gene Ontology annotation, cellular component: postsynaptic density. Gene Ontology annotation, biological process: inhibitory postsynaptic potential.
CCCCCAAAUGGAAAAUUUAUUGUGUUUUUCUUCAUGACAAGGAGCCUCUAGGAUCAGAACUGCUCCUUCAAAUCCACCAAUAGGCGAGCCCACCAUUUCUCUUGGUAGGUCAAAUGCUUCAUAAUUAGCCUAACACACUGAUUAUCUACUCGGUGGUUAUGACUACAGUGGCAUAAUAUUUCAGCUGCAGGGGAAGCAUUCUGGACAGCUCCUACGUAGACCAGUCAGGCUGGGAAUGGGGCUUCCUGUAUUAAGAGGAGCGAGCCACUACAUUCUGCUUGGCCAUUCUCCUUGCUUCCAUCAUUAGAUACAGCUCUAAAGACCUAAGAGAGAUGUGUCCAGGACAAGUGUGUGGUUCUUCUCCUUCUCACUGAGGCUCAAUGGCCCAGCAAAGUAUGAAAGUGAGGCCUGUGCUCCUGAAGCGAAGCAGUCUUGAGUCUGUGGAGCUUGUAAAACAACCACACCACCGCAGGAGCAAAUCGCAGCAAGUGCGAUUCAAGGAAGAUGGAAACACUAAGAUUCCAACUGGCAUAACCGAGGUUGACGCCCAACCCCCUGAAGACCCGGGUGUGAUGGGGAAGACACAGGCAUCUAGGCACCACCAUCCUGCCACCUACUCGCUGUCUUUCCCCAGGUCCCAUAAGGCAGGAGGCUUUCGCAGCAUCUCUAUCCAGACCUCCCCUAGUCUCAGGAAGCAUUUCCCAGUUUUCAAAAGGAAGAAACUCACAACUAGCAAGUCCCUGGUAGAAAUGCCAACAGCAUCCCCAAGUGCCAUCCAGGUCAACGGCAACCUCUCUGAACAGGAUAUUGUGUCCUCUGACCUUGCCUUCCUGAGGCUGGCUCAGCAUCUUGAUGAUGGGCCUCGAAGGCUCAAAAUGCCCCACCCAUUUCUCCCUAGAAUGUCCAAGGUGCAAAGCAAUGGGCCUGUUAGCUUUUGCUUGGAAUCUGCUGCUUGGGGGUCCUCAGAGAAAGCAACAGCUGCCAUUCAGGUCCCAGAUGAUAUUUGUCACAGUCCAACCUGGGAGGCUAGAGAGCCCACUUUCAGCCUGGAAAGCUCAGCUGAAGAAAGUAACUCCAUACCCCCUUUGGUAGCCAUGUGUCCAGGUGAUGGGCAAAGAGUGAUGACAUCAGAUCUGGAAAGAUUGCCCUCCUGCUCAAAUGCCAAUAGCAGUGCCAACAACACCCCAGGCACAGGCAAACUCACACCUGAAUUGCUUUUGCUCAAAGACAACCCUGAUGACAAAGACCUUGGCCUUCUGUCAUCUCAGUCAAAGAAGAUGUGUGUUCCCUCACCACCACGGACUCACAGCUCCUCUGAGCCAGGCUCCCAUAGUCAGCCAGCCCAUGUAGGAAGAGUCUCCGAUUGCCCAGCAACGAGUGACACUCACCAGAACCUGGAAUCCCUCAGAAGUGGCAGUGCCUCCAAGUCUGUCUCUGUGUGCUGGGAGCAUGAGGCAAAGAUCUCCAGCCAGUCAGAUAGCCCAGCGCUUCAGACUGGUCUUGGAAGCGAGCACUGCCCUUCCUCGAUUCCAAGGCAUGAGAACAAACCCCAAAGCAGGGAGAUUGGCGGGAGUAAUCACAGUCACCUGGCACAGGGGGAACUCUGUGACCUCCAAGGCCGGCUGCAAUCAGUAGAGGAAUCGCUGCACUCAAACCAAGAGAAAAUUAAAGUUCUAUUGAAUGUGAUUCAAGAUCUGGAGAAAGCUCGCGCUUUCACCGAAGGGCGCAACUUUUACCGGACUGGCCAAGAUCUCAACAACUGCAGCACCUGCCAGAACACGGCGUGCAUCAUAUACAGCGUAGAGUAUGAUUUUCGGCAGCAGGAAGGCAGGUUCCAUGAGGUUCUCCAGAGCCUGGAGGAGGCAGAACCUGUGGAAGAAGCAUCUUCCCCACCCAAGUCCCCAGCAGAAGCCCCAGCCCCCGAGAAACAGGACUUACGGCGAAAAAGCAAGAAGGUGAAGAAGAAAUGCUUCUGGUGGAUAUGAGAGGAUUGGGGCUCCCACAUUCCUUCCUGAGAUGGGGGUCCCCUGUCCUCAAGGCCUCCCUUCUCCUCUGCAAAAGCGUAGGCUGGGAUCCCCUUGAGCCAUGAUACAGGAGUGCCUCAGAGCUGGUACACUGUUGGACACCUGCUCACCAACCUUACCUGACUGUAUGUUGUUGCUUGCUGAGGAUUUUUGUGGCCACUUGCUGAGCUGCCUGUCACACACAGCCAGGCCUCUUCCUCAUCUGCUAAGUCCAGAUCCCUACCGUAAGCAAACCUCCACAGCACCCCCAACCACCUCUCCAACACCAAGCAUUUCCUUCCCGCCCUGAGAUCAUCAAACCCCAGAGACACAGAAAUGAGUGUGUGCUGUGCACUGCAGAAAGAGAAAGGUUAUAAGCAGGUAUCCUAGCAAACAUCACACAAUGAACUGGCAGGGUUCUACCAUCUAUUGUACAAAAGCACAAUGGAAGUGAGCAGCACCGAACAAUGGCAGAUCACCCUCAUGUAUUAGGUCGUCCUCGUUUUUAGCUAGCCCUUAGAUCUCAAAUCGAGGGGCUGUCUUCUUGUAAAGUAUGGGCUGUGCAGGAUGUGGCAGAAUAAGGUUGCCCGUGGGCACAAGACACCUGUUGUGUGAUCUUUGUGACUGGAAUUCAAGUGACUUCCAUAGCUGCAGUCUUUCAGGGGCCACUUAAUUAUCAUGUGUCUCUGUAUGGCAAGUGGGAUAUAUAUGAGAGGGGCUUCAACUUUAGGAUCCCAUCGUUCAUUCACCUGGAACAUUAAGGGUCAUAAGACUCAGCAACUUGUACGUCAGUGUAUCUUAUCAAGCGACAUUAAUAAGGCUGAGCUACAAUACAGCACUUUUUUCUCAUCCACACAUCCUUGUGACAACCAUGUAGAUAGGCCCAAACAUGCUACUCUACAGUUUCCCUUCCUGGUGACCAGGCUCGGUCACCUGAUCUAGGAAGAAGCAGGACUCAGAACAAAGAUGAAAGCUCCUUCUUCCACAAGCUUUGAGUUCCUUAAGAUCUGGCUCAUCGUGUUCAUAAGACCUCCACUCAUGGAUGUCUGGUCGAGCUUGCAGGCCAAGCAAACUCCUAAAGCAGUGUAAUUAAGUGAUUGCCCCACACCCACUCAGCCUGGGUGAGGCAAGGCUGCCAGUCCCGUGCAUUAAAUUCAGUGUUCUGCCGGCCUGUGAUUGGACCGACACUGCCCAAAACAAUGUGAGCCACACCUAAAUGGAAGGAAGCAUUUUGUAUCCGCCCCCUUGCCGAAGACCUGGUGUCUGUGUGAGUGUCUGCUGUGCACAUGUGAUGUGCGUAUCCCCCUACAAAUUGAGACUGAUUGAGCAAACCACCCCAACAAUUGCACUUCCCCUGUCACAGUGCCGCCAUGCAAAAGCUAUUUCAGGGAGAGCGAGGGAAAUUUGGCAAGGAAUGUGGGCUUGCACUAUUUAAGUCUUGGGAUGUCAUUCGAGAUGUUCUUUCUCUGCUUCUAGUGUAAUGUUUAAACCCACAAAGUGAGACCAGAAUAUAUAAUGUCAAGUUAGAAUUAAGAUAAAUAGACUUGUCAUGCUUAAGAAACCAUAUUUCAAUUAGAUAUGUUACCACUGGCCAAAAGCCACAGAUCUUUCUGUAUCCACACACUCAACUCUCAGUUGGCCCCAGCAAUGGAAAAAAACAGUGCAGAGGAUAAUCCAAUAAAGCAAAAUCAUUUGGGAUCUCUUACAUAAUUUUAUUCUUGUAGCGAUGCUUCCAUCUUAAUUUGUUUUGCUUACACUAAUUUCAAAUGAGUUUAUAUUCCAGUACAUCAGGAUGGAGUGAAAAUAUUCUUGCACUUAGAUUCCAGAGACCUAGGCAAUAGGAUAGCCUAUUCCAGUAACCUGGAGAAAGUGGUGUGAUUGUGUCCUUCCUUGACCGGGCUGAGGAAUGACUACUCCCCUUGACUUCUAAGCUACGUGUACCUUCUCUCAGUGUGUGUGUGUGUGUGUG